AUGGAAUUCAAAAACAACGAGGUCGAGACGAAAUACUAUGAUGUCGAUGAAGAUAAUAGUAUACUGUCAGUAAAAAUACCUCAGGAUACGGUCUUCAAUUGGACCGGAGAAAAAAUCCGUGGGCUCUCUUUGUUCAUUUGCCUCGAUAUUUCGGGAACGCAAUUCGACAGUGCCUUCUAUUCAAUAAUCACUAAUUUGAGGGAGGUUAAGAACGAAAAUCUGGCCAUCAUUUUCUUCACGGAUGGCCAAAAUUACGGAGGCGACCUCGAGAAGGGUAAAGAGAAUUUGGCAACCGCGUUGGCGGAAGCCCCGUUUAAUACUGAAGUUCAUAGCAUUGGGUUCACCGCGGACCACGAUGCCGCUCUCCUCUCAUGGUUGACUAAAUGCGGUAAAAAGGAAGGUAACUUCCAAUACGUGAAAUCAUCCAUUGACAUUGCCGAAACCAUGAAAACCACUUUAGAAUUAUUGGAGAUGAGUGAGAAGACCUUCUACAUCCAGAUUGGUGAUCGAAAUCCAAUUCCGGUCAACUUUGACGAGCAAGGAUUCGGGAAUGUAACUCUUACCGGCGACUCGAACAAAAUCGACGGACAAAAGGUCACUGUUAUAAAGAGCAUCGAAGAUGAAUUGCCGGAUAAAUACGAACUCUCCGCACCGCGAAAAAUUCCCGAGGGUGGACCGGAAUCGGCGUUAAUGGUUAUUCCCUUUGUUCAAAUCGAUAUCACGAGGUUAUCAAAUGAAAUGAUUAAUGAUAAAAGGGACCAAGAGGCCAGGCGGCAGAAGAUUAACGAAAUUUCGGAAUUGGUAAACAAAUAUGAUGAAAAGAUAAAUCUCAUUUUGCAGAAUGCUUUUCAUACCAGGUCAGCUGAUCGAAAAGACAUCAUUCAAAAGUGUAUGUCAGUCAAACAUACGAUUCACCAGUUCAAGUCUGUCAUGUCGGAAGCAUUAAAGGGCACCCUGACAAAUGACAAGAUUGCAAGUUUCAAUGAUAUAGCCUACAAGAAUAUCACCAAGCAAAGACUAAAAAGUAGGCUCGAUGAUCGUGCGGUCAAAAAUAUUGAUAAGAUGGAGGAAGUGGAAAAGAAGAUUAAAGAGGUCGUUGAUUCCUUAGAUUUUGACCAACUUGAAAGUGAAGAGACUGAAGAAAAUCUUCGGACCCUGUCUUGCAUGAUCACCACCGAUAAUUACAUCGAGGCAAUGAAAGAGGGCGAAUGUAUUUGUUUGACCCUCGACGUUUCGAGGUCACAAGUAGCCAUCGCGGAUCCUUCGCAAAUUAAAGUUAAAAAAAUCAAUCAAACCUUUAUGAGCUCUGGCGCGUUCUUGGAUUCGGUUAAGUUUGCGUUAGGAGAAAAUGCACCCGAGGAGGUACACGGGGGAUUUCAGUAUAGCCUUUUCGGACAAAGUGCAAUCCAGGGCAUGGCGCGUGAAAAUAUUACGGGCGUCCUUCCCUUAUACAUAAAUGAAAGACACUGGUCCAUUGCGAGAGAGAAGAUGAAGCCAAUAAUGGGAUACGUGACAACCCUCGACAUUUUUGGGUACACAUACUCCCAAAUUACGACGGUACCUUUCUUGGUCCUCGCCAAAGCAUUUUCCGAUACGUCAUCAGAGUUCUGUCGACGCCAGAUCAAAUUGAUCAUAGAUACUUGCGAUGCAAUCUAUAGAGAGUCCAAAUACCUCAGAGUAGAUAAUAAACAGUCAUUCGAGAAGUACCUGGAAUCCCCAUUGAAUCGCACAAUCGAUGUUAUUCCCAACAACCUGGUCUAUCUUGGUCACCUACUGUGCGCAUUAAGAUGUGGCGAUGUCACUUCGCAAGAGUUGGAAGGGUGGUUGAAAGGUGGAUUGAUCAAAUAUUUGAUAGAGGAAGAGAUACGUAGAAGGUUGAAUAAGUUCACCACCAUUGAGUCAGGAAUGAAUGAUGUAGCUAGUAUUUUAGGAAUUGACAAGAAGGAGUACAUCGAAGAUCCGGUAAAUCAGCUCAAAGCCGAGUAUGAGGAGUAUAUCAGGGGGAUGAUGGAUGCCGACAAGAAUUCCAAAAUUCGUUAUACCACCGCGAUCAGGAGAGCUUUGGCAGCUGCGGGUGCGGAUUACGAUGUUAAGGAUCCGGGUCAGAUUAAACAGGACUCUGGAAACGUGGCAGAAGCUCCCACCAUUAGAGCAAAACUAUGGAAUCCAGAGACUCACCAAGUUCCAGAUUCACCGGUCAUAAAAGAGGUCCAAAACACAUUUGCAAAUGUUGUGGAAACCAUUCUAAGAUUUAACAAGAUAUUCGAAUCCUUUAUCACCACUGGGUCUACAUUUGAGUCAUGUUUGGAAAAUUCCGAAUUUCAUUUCGCCAAGGAUCAAACCUCAUUGACCACCUCCUUCUUCAGUCAAUAUUCUCCUAAGGUUCGAGUGGCCACAUUGCUUCAGUCCUACAAGCAACGUCAGAAUUCCGAGCGUCGCGACGCCAUUCUAUGCGAGCCCAUCAGAUACCACGAACCAUUCUCCGAGGGGACAUCAGACAUCAUAAUAGAAACCUAUUUUAACGAGUACGUGGUUGCCAACUUGAAUGAUAGAUCCUCGGAACUAAUUAGAGCCUUCAAUGCUGAAAUGGAUGACGCGCUUUGUGUCAAGUUCUGGAAGUUGGAUGACGAGGAGCAAGCUGCAGGGCUCUUGUUGGAGGAUGUGAAGUUCAGGGGCCGCCGGUUUUUUGGAAAGGCGAUCAAAGCAUUACAAAGGGAAGGAUUGGCUCUGCCUAAAGAGAAGAUUUCGAUGGUUAUUCGAGGGAAGUGGAAUGGUAUCACCUUAUUUUCUGACAAGCCGAAUCAUCCCGAGGAUCUUGAACGGUUGGCAAGAUUUGUUAGUAACGAUGAAUGGCACCCCUCGAGGCGUACAACCUACCGUAUAAUUAGAGCUCAAAGAGGUCAGAUACCCGAUGUGAAGUGGUGGAUCGAUCUAUUGCCUAUGCACGCGAAAUAUCUGGAGCUUCAAUUUGAUGAUGAGUUGAUGAAAAAUCUAGCUAAAAAGAGAUACGAGGCCGCUCACGGAGUCACGAAAAAAUAA
Molecule: messenger RNA, 3039 nt
Organism: Acaulospora colombiana
Lineage: Eukaryota; Fungi; Glomeromycota; Glomeromycetes; Diversisporales; Acaulosporaceae
Source: the annotation of a GenBank genome assembly